This is a messenger RNA of Trichechus manatus latirostris (Florida manatee), 1045 nucleotides long. RefSeq names its product potassium channel tetramerization domain containing 17 (gene KCTD17). Gene Ontology annotation, molecular function: cullin family protein binding. The transcript is spliced from 9 exons. The record is from RefSeq and is a predicted model, not a curated record. The coding region runs from base 18 to 953 and encodes 311 amino acids. NCBI's taxonomy places the organism in Eukaryota, Metazoa, Chordata, Mammalia, Sirenia, Trichechidae. Gene Ontology annotation, biological process: protein homooligomerization; positive regulation of cilium assembly; proteasome-mediated ubiquitin-dependent protein catabolic process. Gene Ontology annotation, cellular component: Cul3-RING ubiquitin ligase complex; cytoplasm.
AGACUCCGCGGCGGGCGAUGAGGAUGGAGGCUGGGGAGGCAACGCCGCUGACAGGGGCGGGCGGCCGCGCGGCGGGCGGCUGGGGCAAGUGGGUGCGGCUCAACGUCGGGGGCACAGUGUUCCUAACCACGCGGCAGACGCUGUGCCGGGAGCAGAAGUCCUUCCUCAGCCGCCUGUGCCAGGGCGAGGAGCUGCAGUCGGACCGGGAUGAAACGGGGGCCUACCUCAUCGACCGUGACCCUACCUAUUUUGGCCCCAUCCUGAACUUCCUCCGGCAUGGCAAGCUGGUGCUGGACAAGGACAUGGCUGAGGAGGGGGUCCUGGAGGAAGCUGAGUUCUACAACAUUGGCCCCCUGAUCCGCAUCAUCAAAGACCGGAUGGAGGAGAAGGACUACACUGUCACACAGGUGCCGCCCAAGCACGUGUACCGCGUGCUGCAGUGUCAGGAGGAAGAGCUCACGCAGAUGGUCUCCACCAUGUCCGACGGCUGGCGCUUCGAGCAGCUGGUGAACAUCGGCUCCUCCUACAACUAUGGCAGUGAGGACCAGGCAGAGUUCCUGUGUGUGGUGUCCAAGGAGCUCUAUAGCUCCCCACACGGGCUGAGCUCCGAGUCCAGCCGCAAAACCAAGAGCACGGAGGAGCAGCUGGAGGAGCAGCAUCAGGAGGAGGUGGAGGAGGUGGAGGUGGAACAGGUGCAGGUGGAGGCAGAUACGCAGGAGAAAGCCCAGUCAUCUCAGGAUCCCGCUAACCUUUUCUCCCUCCCACCACUGCCUCCUCCGCUUCCCGCUGGAGGUGCCCGUCCACACCCUCUCAGACCUGAGGCUGAGCUUGCAGUGAGGGCUUCUCCUCGGCCCUUUGCCCGCCCCCAGAGCCGCCGUCACUGCUGUUACAAGCCAGAGGUACCCGGAUAUGAGGCCUCAGAUCACCUCCAGGGACUUGGGGUUCCAAUCUAAAAUCCUUUAUUUUUGUACCAUGGGGUGGGCCCCUGGCCUGAGGCGGAGGAAGCACGCUCCCCCUUGCCACCUCUGUCUGCACCUGUGGGGGU